AUGAAUUAACUCAUAUUUUCCCUUUUGAUUGUCACAAGUCUCUGUGGCUAGGAUCAAGGUACUUUUCUAUAAGAGAAAUAAGAUAACAAGAUAUUCACCAUCAAAUUAAAGGAGACUUAUAAAAUUGUAUUUUAUACAAUUGAAAUCAUAGGUGACAGCAAAAGAAAUCUAUGAUUUUCUUUCAACUAAACAAACAUAUUUUAGAUAAUAAACUCCAAUUAACAUUUAAGAAAUAGAAUUUGGCGGUUAUGUACCUAAGCCAUAACAAAAUGAGUAAAAAAAAGAAACAUCUUUGAAAUUACAUAAUUUUAAGAAUACUUAAUUUACUGGACCCAUUACAGUGGGUGAUUAAGAAUUCUAAGUGAUAUUUGAUACUGGUUCUGCAAACUUUUGGAUAGACUCUAUAAAAUGCAAGAAUGAAGGAUGUAAACAACACACUUAAUACAAACCAAGUUUCAGAGCAAAUCAUUUAGGAUAUGCUUUAAAUGUGCAAUUUGGUACUGGAGAUUUAAAUGGUGAAAUAAAUUCAGAUAUUGUUAAAUUGGGAGAAAUAGAAGUUGAGGAUUAAAACAUUGCUGAAAUAAUUGAAGAAAAUGGUUCUGUAUUUUAAAAUGUAUGAAAGUUAAAUAAUUGCAAAGUCAGGAUUCGAUGGUAUAGUAGGAUUAGCUUAUCCAAGCAUGGCAGCCUAUAAUUUUAAUCCAUUGUUUGACAAUAUAAUUAAAGAGAAGAAAUUGAAAUCGAACUAAUUUUCAUUUUAUAUGAGUAACUAAGUCAACAGCUAUGAAUCAUAAAUCACUUUUGGUGGUUACGAUGUUACAAAACUUGAUGGUCCAAUUCAUUAUCAUCCAGUUAUUGAUAAAUAUUAUUGGAUGAUAAAGGCAGAAAAUAUAUUGGUUAAUGGCAAGGAUGAAGGAUUCUGUCCAAAAGGUUGUAAAAUAGUUGCUGAUACAGGUACUUCAUUAAUUACAGGUCCCUUUGAAGAUUUGAUGAAAUUGUUAGGUAUUUCAAUUAAUUUAAUUAUAAGAUUUAACUAACAUAAAUGAUGAUUGUUCAAAUUUAAAUCAAUUACCAAAAUUAACCUUUAGGAUUGAUGGAGUCGAUUAUGAUUUAGACUCUAAAGACUAUAUCAUGGAAUUGAAAGAUGAUGGUACAGAAGUACCCUUAAACAACGAUGUUUCUGCUUCAGCAUUUAUUUAAGGAACUUCCAAACAAUGUAUUGGAGCAUUUAUGCCUUUGGAUAUUCCAGAUCCUCAAGGUCCUGCUUGGAUUUUGGGAGAUAUUUUCUUAACUAAAUAUUUAAGUGUUUAUGAUAGGGACACAAAUAUGGUUGGAUUUGGAAAGGCAAAACAUUGA
This is a messenger RNA of Paramecium sonneborni, 1353 nucleotides long. The record is from the annotation of a GenBank genome assembly. NCBI's taxonomy places the organism in Eukaryota, Ciliophora, Oligohymenophorea, Peniculida, Parameciidae.